This is a messenger RNA of Cynoglossus semilaevis (tongue sole), 927 nucleotides long. RefSeq names its product beta-2-microglobulin. NCBI's taxonomy places the organism in Eukaryota, Metazoa, Chordata, Actinopteri, Pleuronectiformes, Cynoglossidae. The coding region runs from base 193 to 549 and encodes 118 amino acids. The transcript is spliced from 3 exons. The record is from RefSeq and is a predicted model, not a curated record.
GCGUUCAUGGAGCUCAGAGGGAGCGCGCGUGCACGCAGACUUGUAGGGCGCAUGUGUGGGGCUUGUUAUUUCCUUGUGUUCGAAUCGCUUUAGUUUCGAUUUAGACCCGAGUGAAUUUUGUGUCGUUUUUGUUGUAUAACAAAUAUAUCAGACACACAUUUUCUUCAGUAAAGUUCACCGGAAGGACAAGACAUGAAGGGAGUUGUUUGGCUCGUGUUCGUCGUUCUGCCGUGUACUUUAAAGGCCGAAGACAAUGUAACAGUGGCACCUAUGGUACAGCUGUACAGCAAGACCAUCGGACUGUACAACAAGCCCAACACCCUGAUCUGUCACGCGAAAGACUUCUACCCUCCGGAGAUUUCCAUCGAGUUGCUCAAGAACAACGAGGUGAUAUCUGAAGCCAAACAUUCAGAGAUGGCGUUCACAGAUAAGUGGUUGUACCGCGUCACCAGGUUCACGGACUUCACCCCAAAGAGUGGAGACAAAUACAGCUGCAGAGUGACCCACCAGGGACGGGAGAGGACGCACAAAUGGGAACCAGAUGUUUAAACCCAAGGCGGAGCCCAGGUCCAGGUCCAGGCCGAGGUCCAGGUCCAGCUCAGACGACGUCCUCGUCUCUUCUGUGAUCUUCCCUGGAUUUAAUGAACCGUCAACGUGUAAAAACAUUUUAAAACACCCUUUAAUUCAGCUGUGUUUUUUGGCUCCAGUUAGAGUAACUUUUUAAAGUAGAUGCGAACAGAAGGUUGGGGUUUUUAAUUCAAAGUAUUUCAGAUGAUAAAUGUCCUGAAUAAUGAUCACAGCAUUUGAUUCAAUGUACAGUAAGGAAAGCAAGUACUUUGCUGUCCACACUGAAUGCCAAAGAAAUCAAGAAAUAAAAAUAACAGAAUAUACACAGGAAUAAAAUAACAAAAUAUACACAUGAAUCAA